AUGAGAACCGGAAAAGGAAAUCAAGAGGAGGAAGAUUACGGGGAAGAGGAUUUCGGCUCCAGACGGGAAGGUCCUUCUUCUAACAACAGUAACACCGCCGCGAGCAGAGCAGAUGCAAAGGAAAAUGAUAAGGCUAGUGCGAUACGUUCUAAACAUUCGGUGACGGAGCAGCGGAGAAGAAGCAAAAUCAAUGAAAGAUUUCAGAUAUUGAGAGAACUAAUUCCCAACAGUGAGCAGAAAAGAGAUACAGCUUCGUUCCUUUUAGAGGUGAUAGACUACGUACAAUAUUUACAAGAGAGGGUGCAAAAGUAUGAAGGACCAUAUCCAGGAUGGAGUCAGGAACCAACAAAGUUGACUCCAUGGAGGAAUAAUCAUUGGCGAGUUCAGAGUCUGGCGAACAAUCCAGUCGCUAUAACUAAUGGAACUGGUCCAGUGAUACCAUUCCCUGGAAAGUUUGAAGAGAACACAAUCGUCUCUGCACCAGCAAUCGUUGCAGAAAUGCAAAACUCGGUUGAAACUGACAAAGGAAGAGCUGUAACCUGCAAACCUAUAGAGAGUCAGCCUGAGUCAGACGACAAGGGAUUACAACCAAUCCUUCCUUUGGUACUCGGUGAACAAGCUAAUAACGAAUGCCCCGCAACAAGUGAUGGGCUAGGCCAAAGUAAUGACAUGGUUAUUGAAGGUGGAACCAUUAGCAUAUCUAGUCUCUACUCGCAUGAGUUAUUGAGCUCGUUAACACAAGCACUCGAGGACGCAGGGAUUGACCUGUCGCAUGCUAAACUCUCUGUGCAGAUCGAUCUUGGAAAGCGAGCCAAUCGUGACGAGUCACCAUCGAAUAAGAAUCCAUUAUCAUCUGAAGCAAGUGAUCCAAGCGUUGAGGAACAACAACAAUCUGAUCGUUCUCAUAAGCGAAUGAAACCACUGUGA
This is a messenger RNA of Microthlaspi erraticum, 927 nucleotides long. Lineage: Eukaryota; Viridiplantae; Streptophyta; Magnoliopsida; Brassicales; Brassicaceae. The record is from the annotation of a GenBank genome assembly.